Messenger RNA from Lactuca virosa, 381 nucleotides. NCBI's taxonomy places the organism in Eukaryota, Viridiplantae, Streptophyta, Magnoliopsida, Asterales, Asteraceae. The record is from the annotation of a GenBank genome assembly.
AUGACGGAGGGAAGAGGCAGUGCAAUGGCAGCAGCGGUGGUGCUCUGCCUAGUGGCGGCAGUGCUUCAUUGCCAGGUAGCUCAGGCUGCCACCUAUGUCGUUGGCGGCCGUAGUGGCUGGACCUUUAACCUCUCCAACUGGCCCCAUGGCAAGAAUUUCAGGGCUGGGGACGUGCUUGUAUUCAACUACAAGAGAGGAGCACACAAUGUGGUCGCAGUGAACAAGGCAGGGUAUAAUGGGUGCAGCAGCAGCCCAAGAAAUGCAAAAGUGUACACAAGUGGAAAAGACCGAAUUAGGCUUGUGAAGGGUCUUAAUAACUUCGUUUGCACUCUCCCUGGUCAUUGUGGUGCUGGCAUGAAGAUUCAGAUAAUUGCCUCUUAA